AAUGUUAAAUAUUGCUUCUUUGUGUUACAAAAAUGAACAGACGAAUUUAAUUGUUGUAACACGUUUUAGAUUUUCAUACCGUGUUCAUUCUACGUUUCUAACACUUUCAGUAUCAUGGUAACGUAUGUGUGGAGUGGCAAAGGCAAGCUAGUGUUGGAACCUCUAGUAUCAGAUCUCCCACACCACGUGUUGUUUUGGCGCUUCACCACGUUCCAUUGACACCCACACAGACGUGAAGAUGGCACAUUCCUACCGAAUCAUUUGACGUUUUUAAUCUGUGGUUUUAUAUAUUUGACAAGCAGGAGUUCAGACGCUGUUUAUAGACGAUGAAGUACAUUCUGGUGACAGGAGGUGUGAUAUCUGGCAUUGGUAAAGGGAUCAUAGCCAGCAGUGUGGGCACAAUACUUAAAUCAUGUGGCCUGCAUGUCACUGCUAUAAAGAUUGACCCCUACAUCAAUAUUGAUGCUGGCACAUUUUCUCCCUACGAACAUGGUGAAGUAUUUGUGUUGGAUGAUGGUGGUGAAGUUGACUUGGAUUUAGGGAACUAUGAACGUUUUCUGGACAUCAGGCUAACCAGAGACAACAAUCUGACUACAGGGAAGAUCUAUCAGUCUGUUAUAACCAAGGAGAGGAGAGGAGAUUACUUGGGCAAAACUGUACAAGUGGUACCACACAUUACCGAUGCCAUUCAGGAAUGGGUCAUGCGCCAGGCUAAGGUCUCCGUGGAUGAUGAUGGUAUUGAACCAGAAGUUUGUGUUAUUGAACUUGGAGGUACAGUUGGAGACAUUGAGAGUAUGCCUUUCAUUGAAGCCUUUAGACAGUUUCAGUUUAAAGUGAGACGGGAGAACUUUUGCAACAUCCAUGUUAGCCUUGUCCCUCAGCCUAAUUCUACUGGAGAACAGAAAACCAAACCCACACAGAACAGUGUUCGAGAGCUUCGAGGACUUGGCCUAUCUCCUGACCUGAUUGUUUGUCGUUGCACGACUCCAUUGGAAACUGCUGUCAAAGAGAAGAUCUCCAUGUUUUGCCAUGUAGAACCUGAACAGGUGAUCUGCAUACAUGAUGUCUCCUCCAUCUACAGAGUACCUUUACUCCUGGAGGAUCAGGGUAUAGUCAGCUACUUGUGCCGCAGACUGGACUUGCCCAUCCAGAUGAGACCUCGUAAAAUGCUCACAAAGUGGAAAGAGAUGUCGGACAGGUCUGACCGACUCUUGGAACAAACAUCUAUUGCUUUAGUAGGCAAGUACACUAAGCUAUCGGAUUCUUAUGCCUCAGUGAUUAAAGCACUGGAGCACUCUGCCCUCGCUAUCAACUACAAGCUAGAGGUCAAGUACAUAGAUUCUGCAGACCUGGAGCCAGCAACAUUGCAGGAGGAGGCAGUAAAGUACCAUGAGGCCUGGCAGAAGCUCUGCAGUGCUGAUGGAGUACUUGUUCCUGGAGGAUUUGGUGUGCGAGGCACUGAGGGGAAAAUCCAAGCCAUUAACUGGGCGAGGAAGCAGAAAAAGCCAUUUUUAGGUGUUUGUUUGGGCAUGCAGCUGGCAGUGUGUGAAUUUGCUCGUAAUGUACUUGGCUGGGAAGAUGCCAAUUCUACAGAAUUUGAUCCUGAAACAAAGCAUCCUGUGGUGAUUGAAAUGCCAGAGCACAAUCCUGGGCAGAUGGGUGGAACCAUGCGUUUGGGGAAAAGGCGGACCGUAUUCAGAAGCACCUCUGGUGUUCUUCGUAAGCUGUAUGGAGAUGCUGAAUAUGUUGAUGAAAGGCACAGACACCGUUUUGAGGUGAAUCCAGAACUGAAGCACCACUUUGAGGAUAGAGGGUUCCGAUUUGUGGGUCAGGAUGUGGAGGGGGAGCGAAUGGAGAUCAUUGAACUUGAUGAUCAUUGUUAUUUUGUCGGCGUGCAGUACCACCCAGAGUUCACCUCUCGUCCCAUUAAACCUUCACCUCCUUAUUUUGGCCUUCUACUGGCAGCUUCUGGGAAACUACAGAGCUACCUGCAGAAAGGCUGUCGGCUCUCACCUCGUGACCGCAGUGGCAGCAGCUCGCCAGACUCUGAGAUCUCUGAAAUCAAAUUUCCAUCACUUUCUUAAAAAGAAAACACCCACACAGUAAUUGAAAAUGUGUAAUUUUAUGAAAGUAUUCAUUGAAAUGUAUGAAUUUGAAUAAAUUAAU
This is a messenger RNA of Xyrauchen texanus (razorback sucker), 2166 nucleotides long. RefSeq names its product CTP synthase 1b (gene ctps1b). NCBI's taxonomy places the organism in Eukaryota, Metazoa, Chordata, Actinopteri, Cypriniformes, Catostomidae. The record is from RefSeq and is a predicted model, not a curated record. The coding region runs from base 327 to 2084 and encodes 585 amino acids. Gene Ontology annotation, biological process: CTP biosynthetic process; pyrimidine nucleobase biosynthetic process. Gene Ontology annotation, molecular function: identical protein binding; CTP synthase activity. The transcript has 18 exons. Gene Ontology annotation, cellular component: cytoophidium; cytoplasm.